Messenger RNA from Oreochromis niloticus (Nile tilapia), 5023 nucleotides. RefSeq names its product myocilin. Bases 2550 to 3935 code for a protein of 461 amino acids. Gene Ontology annotation, cellular component: Golgi apparatus. The record is from RefSeq and is a predicted model, not a curated record. NCBI's taxonomy places the organism in Eukaryota, Metazoa, Chordata, Actinopteri, Cichliformes, Cichlidae. Gene Ontology annotation, biological process: signal transduction; osteoblast differentiation. The transcript has 3 exons.
GAAAAACACACCUCGGUAGUAAAAACACUGGAAUACUGGUGACUUUCCACAGUAAAAAAAAGAGUAACAGCAAAUUGAUCUUGUGGAACUAAAUACAGAUGUGCAUUUCAAGUCUCUGUUGCUGAAAAAAACUGGUUCUUUAUUUAUUAAUCAUAAACAAUAUUUUGGAACAAUUGUGGAAUAUCCAAAUGAAAGUAGAGGAGAAAUGAAAUGCUACCCAUUCAUAAUGCAAACUUAUGACCUAUAGUCAUAACUGUGGGGAUAUGUUUCAAAGGGGAGUGUUGUGGAGAUGACAUAACAUCUGUGAGCUGGGUUAUAGCAAUCUGCAGAAAGUGAUGCAUGAAUAACAUAAACUGUAAUAUGCACUUUGGUUAUGCAUCUUUUCUUUCUGGUCCUUUCUGGCUAAACACGCAUACAGUAGCUGCUUUCAAAGCAUUAUAGCAAGGAUUUCUGAAUUCUGAGACGACUAAGGACAACUAGCUAUUGUUGAUCUCAGUAAAGUUUUUGAAUUUAUCUGACUGAAAAGGAAAAAUUUGCAGUUAUAACAAGGAUUUCUAAGUUGAACACAAGACUACUAUAGAUGGAGACUACAGAAGGCUAAUUUUCUCUUGCGGAAACCUUGUAAUUAACAGCACCGUACCAGCGUGGCUCCUUCUGAGUGUAUAUCAAUGUGCUUUGGACUUGUCUGAGCAAGAAAAGCCUAAUUAACUGUUUGUAAAACUUGAGCGUAUGUACAGCAUUUAGGGCAUUUAACCAGAAGAUGACUUCUGCACAUUUACAGUAAGUACACUGUACUCACAUGAAGACAGUUGGAACAUGCUGUAGGCGUACCAAUGUGGCUUCAAACUAGAAAGCAAACACAGUCAGCACAGUUUUGCCAUAUAAACCAUCAAAGAGCAACUUGCAUGGCAGCACUGUGUUACAACAGCUUGUGAACAUGCUGAAUAUAUCAGGAUUUCUGCUUUCAUAUAUUUUAAAACAUAUUCUGAGCUUUAUAUAAGUCACAUUUUUAGACAAACACAAUCUGAGUAAACUAAAAACACACAGACAGCAGUACUUGUACUAGUGAACACAACGAGUAAUCAUUUGAGUGCACGCUUCAGAAACCACCAUAUCUGAAUUCAGCAUCUUGUAGAUGUGGUGGGAGGUCCCUUUUGGGGGGUUUCAACCAUUCUGUAGUUGAUUUACUUGUGGGCACUGUGUUAUUUCUUUUUGCACCAUUAAACUUCUGCUAAGCUUCAGGUCAUGAACAAUUUUAAUUCAUUUGUUGAUUGCGAGGCACAUUUAGGGCUCAAGGUAUGAUUUCAGUGUCUCUGGGUGUCAUGAAAAACAUAUUUUCAUAUUUUUCUUUUAAUCAGUGUUUUUGUUAUAUUGGGAAAGACUUUAUCACCUUGUAGAGACUCUCGUCACUGCUUUUUUCCCUUUUCCUUUUCAGAACUGCAUGUUGGGUUUUUAGUAUAAGAGUAAGAGUAACAAUCAUCUUAAAUGUCUUCCAUUUUUAGACACUUUGUCUUAUUCAGACUGUUGGGCCCCCCGGUCUGAAAAGUUCAUGCAUCUCUGCAAUGCUUCUUCUUCUAAGGUUACGUGAAAGUUGAGUAAUGCUUCUUGAACAUUUUGUCAAUAAUUUUGUAAGUAUGUAUAUAUCAGAAGGUCGGCCUGUACAACCAGCACUUUCAGCGUCAUCUCUCCAGACUGCUUACUGCAAGUUCUGUGUUUUUCCAGCCUCAACAGUGAAUGAUUACUUCCUUUUGUCUUGAUAAUUUAUCUGUAAUUUGUGGCAGUUUGCAGAAAAUAUGGGGUUUGGAUAAGUCUCCGUUCCAGACUGCCUCCUGUGCCAGACAUCCUGCUCAGCUGUAGUUGGGACAGAUAAGUUCCAGUCUGCCCUGAGGUCUUCUCAAGGACCAGCUUGCCUUGCUUUCGAGCCUGGCUGCUGAAUGUUGGCAUGCUAAACACUUCCUCUUAGCACAAAUGUACACACACACCGAGCCCAUAAACUGAAUUUGUGGUUAAUCACACAGUGGUUUAAUAGAAAGACCAUCAGCUUCAAAGGAAGUAAACAGCACAGCAGCUGACACGCACUAGACACAUAAAGAGAUGCUGUCCAGUCAAAACAACCUGCAGAGACAUACCGACUGCUGAGACACACUAAAAGAAUUCUUCACAGGAGUAAACAAACAUUAAAUUGUGUAUUUUUCCGCUGAUUUUCACAUAGUCUUUGCUGUCUCUGCACACAUCUCCACCACCACGAGCAAAAAGAAGAAACACGUGGCCUUUUACACAAGCACUCCACACCCCCUGGUUAUUUCAUUCCCGACACACUCCUCGUCCCCUCCCAUUCUCUGACAGUUAACUGUAUAAAUACCCACACUCAGAGCAUUAUCGGGAUUCAGACAUUGACCUGCACUGACCAGAGACACUCAGGUGAAAAGAGACUAGCUUAAGAAAACAAAAGAGAGUCUAAAAAAAGAGUCUAGGUUUUUAACAAGAGAGGUUAGACAACUGCAUCUACAAACUUCCACAUAGCACAAGAUUCAGUUAGGCCCUUUGAAAUGUGGCUCCAAGUGUCCCUCUUCAGUUUGUCCUGCUUACUUCUGUCAAUCCAAACCCAGGCUCAAGAUCGAGCCUCCCUCCACCGCUCCAAUGACCCCUCUGGACGUUGCCAUUACACCUUUACUGUGGCCAGUCCACAAGAGUCCAGCUGCCCUGGAAGCAACAGCGAGAUGGAUAGAGUCUUGUCCAGGCUCACCCUGCUCGAAGCUUUGGUCAGCCGUCUCCUAGCAGGAGCAGACGAAGGCACCAUGACUGGGGUUGGAGCUAAAAGAGAAGAAGGUCUCCAGGAAGCUUAUUCCCAGGUUACAGGGGAAAGAAGCCAGCUGCAGCAGGAUAAGGAGCGUCUAAACAGGCAGAUCCAGGAGCUGCAGAGGAGGUUGGCUGAGCUGAGCCAGGAGGCAGAAAGCCUCAGGCAGAAACCCUGCCAGCAGACGCUCACCUCAUUGGACACUCAGCAUGAAAACAGACCAGCCAAUGAUCACGGAUAUGACUUUGGGAAUAGUGGAUAUCAGGAGAUGAAAGCUGAAGUGACAGAGAUCUCUGCAUCCCACCUCUUCCAUGAAGGAAGUCACAACUUCACAGGUUGUGGAGAGUUAGUGUCAGUGGGAGAUCCUGUGUCACACAGGAAAGCUGAGAGUAUCACAGGGAAGUAUGGUGUGUGGCUGCGGGAUCCAGAGCCUCAAGGCCCUCAGUACACCAACAACACUGUGUGGCGUAUUGAUGCAGUGGGUAGAGAUGUGCGUCACCUCUUUGCAUACGAAGACAUGGAUCAGUUCUCCCGAGGUCUCCCAAUGAAGGUGCUGGUUUUGCCAGAGCCUGUGGAGAGCACAGGGGCAACUGUGUACCGAGGCUCCCUUUACUAUCAGCGAAGACUCAGUCGGACACUGAUUCGCUACGACCUGGCUUCUGAAUAUCUGGCAUCCCGCAUGGACCUGCCUCAGGCCGGCUUCCAUGGCCAGCACCCUUAUUCCUGGGGGGGCUACACUGACAUUGACCUAGCAGUGGAUGAACAGGGUCUGUGGGCCAUCUACAGUACAAGUAAAGCAAGGGGUGCAAUUGUAAUUUCGCAGCUGAACCCCGAGAGCUUGGAGGUGAAGAAGACCUGGGAGACUAAUAUUAAGAAGAACUCAGUGGCUAACGCUUUCAUGGUGUGUGGACGUUUGUACACAGUGGCUAGCUACACUGUUCCCAACACCACCCUCAACUUUGUGUUUGAUACAGCCACUGGUGUGGGACAAGCUGUCUCAGUGCCCUUCAAAAACAAGUACAGUUACAACAGCAUGGUGGACUACAACCACGCUGAGAGGAAGCUGUAUGCCUGGGACAACUUCCACAUGGUCACCUAUGACAUCAGACUGGGCAGGGCCAGCCAUGGCAGGAGCUAGAGAGGACACAGAGAAGGACUGCUGUUGGCAGGACUGAUGCAACAACAAGUGAUAGAGAUGAAAUAAAUAAUCAUUUCAGGUGCUCCGUCAAGGCUUUGCUAUCAAUGUGUUUUGAAUUUUACAGUCUUUCUGUGGCAUUAGUAUCAUAAAUAAGGAGCGGCAUAAAAACAAAGAACUAUUCAUACAGUAAAGCUGUUCAGUGUGGUUAUGUCAUAUUGUUACUUAUGGCUUGUGAAAUAGAAUUGUAAUCUGCAAAUGUUAUUUUUUAUUUAAGAUAUAAAUUUAUGAAAUAAAGUUUUUGUUUUCUGGAUUGCAUUUUGAAAAUGUAGUCACAACCAAGCAGUCAUGUCCUCAGCCGCCGAAGCCACAAACUGCAGCGUUCCAACUGCAGACAAGGCUGCCUCAAAAAGCAAGUUAGUCCUCAUAGACUACAGUGGUUACAAUACCUAAAUUUAGAGCUGACUGUGCUGUGGCUCUCAGAUUUACUGCUUUUUGUAGGUGUACACAACUGAAUUCAGCAGGAUGUAAUCCAAUAUUUCACAAGCCAUCUUGGCUGAUUUCCAUCCUCUACACUGACAGCAUACUCUUCAGAAUAACUUUAUAUUAGACCUGGUUAGCAUAAAGGUGGAAUUCAAAGAAUGAACCUAAGUAUUAUCAGCUCAAAUUCAAAUUAUUUUCUGCUACACUUGUAAUCUAAUACAGAGCAUGAACACCACACCGCCUGUGCAACAGUCCGAUACAGGGCUUUAUUGUAAAUUUGUUUUGUGGGAUGUUUCACAAAAUGAAAAAAAACCCCACAACUUCACAUCAUACAGAUCCAGUAUCUGCUUUAAAAAACCAAGCACAUUUCCUGUUCAUCAAAUGCCCCUGAGCAGUUCUAACCUUUAAAUAUAACUGCUCUUCCUCUCCUAUCUAUUUUAUAUUUCUUCAUCUCUGAGUGAAGUCAGCUGUUAUUCUUUUCACUACCCCGUGAAAUACAGCAGCAGGAUGUUUAGCUAGCAACACACUGUGACAACACAAACUUGAUCUGAUAGAAAUGCUACAUUUCAAAUUACCUGACACUUUAAUAAAAUGUUACUCCCUUUGUA